AUGACCACCACCUCCACCAAGCUGCACCCCCUGUCCCAGAACCAGAAUUUUGGUCGAUCACACCUCCACCUCAGACCUACACCAACAACCAUGCCGCUGUACAAGCUCACCUCGAAGCGGCUCGCGCGCAAGGAGAAGGCGGAGCGGAUUGCCGCCAAGGCCGAGGACUCGGAUGCGUCGAGCGUCUCGGACAUGGAGAGCGAGGACAGCAUUGUGUUGAGUGAUGAGGAUGCAACAGGAGGAAGUGGCAGGGACACGCAGCGCGCAGCUAGAAGUGUUCGGGACGAGCUAACCCCAGACCUCUCCAGCGACGAGGACGAAUCGGACGACGAAGCCUCCGAUUCUGACGUUAUCGGUACGAAGCGGAAACGCGCCGACGAGUCGGAGGACGACAGCGGUGCCGAGAGCGGGGAGGAGCCCGAGUCGGACAGCGAAGAGGAGGUCGAGAUGCGGCCCUUCACGCUGACGAUUGAGCAAGUGGAGGAGUCUCCGCUCUUCUCGCCCCUGACGACGGAGUAUCCCCAGAUGUGUGUCGUUUGUCCCGAACGCGUGCUCAAGCAUGAGGUCAUGGCGAGGGUGCACCUGGACUCGAAUGCGCACAAGCGGGCCAUCAAGCGCUGGACCCAGCGCAUCGCAGCAGGCAACCUGCCCUCGACGGAUCCGCGCGAGAUCGUCGAGGACAUCCAGACUUCGCUCGCGGCAUCAAAGGCGCCGAAGGCUAAGGCCAGCAAAUCGAAACCCGCCAAGACCACCACUACUACCUCCUCUGCUCCUGCUCCCGAGCCUGAGGCCGAGUCUGAGGCCGAGGACUCCGACGAUGAGGACGAAGCAGAGGCAGAAGAGUCCGGCGAGGAGAGCGACGACGAGGCGCCCGCCCCCGCCCCCGCCCCCGCCGUACCCGAAGUCGAGAAGAAAGAGGGGGCCAAGCUCAACCGGCGCCAACGCCGCGCCCUCGCGCGCGUGGCGGAGGGCAAACCCGUCGAUGGGAGUAGCAAAGAGAGGCGGAAACGGCACCUCGAGGCAAAGAAGAGGAGAAAGGAGGCUGCUAAGAACAAAGAGGCCAAGACUGAGGCCAAGAAGGAGAGUAAGAAGGAAGGCAAGGACGGGAAGAAGGUCAAGAAGGCUCGGAAGUCUAUUGACCUCUAA
Trichosporon asahii var. asahii CBS 2479 is the source of this 1146-nucleotide messenger RNA. RefSeq lists its product as uncharacterized. Lineage: Eukaryota; Fungi; Basidiomycota; Tremellomycetes; Trichosporonales; Trichosporonaceae. The transcript has 5 exons. The record is from RefSeq and is a predicted model, not a curated record. The coding region runs from base 1 to 1146 and encodes 381 amino acids.